Dovyalis caffra is the source of this 1839-nucleotide messenger RNA. The record is from the annotation of a GenBank genome assembly. NCBI's taxonomy places the organism in Eukaryota, Viridiplantae, Streptophyta, Magnoliopsida, Malpighiales, Salicaceae.
AUGGAGAUUCAAAGACAAAGCAAACAACAACAACAAGAGUUUGCUUUAGCAUCAAUAACCGAGCUUGCUUCUUCUUCAACUACGUCGUCCUGUUCACGUUCUCAAUCUGUACCAGUAACUGCGAGGUUUAGCGCCGACAAUGGAGUUGCGGAGCUUCGAUUUAACCGAGACUCUGAUGAUUCUAUCACUGUGGAUGUCAAAACUGCUCGGAUAUUCAAGCUAGGGCCUUUACAAUCAGUUUGCAUAACUGAAGCUUCAGAUGCUGACUCGAGCAAAGAGAAAUAUUCAACAGGAGUCAAUUUCCAAUUUAGAAAUGAGGAGGAGAGCGGGGCCUUCCAUUGUGCAUUUGAGCAAUGGAAGAAGGAGGUCACUGUUCAAGGAGCAUUGCUACCUAAUGGACCAGUCAUGGCUUGUAAAAGCAAGUUUGACGAUAAAAUAGAACCAUCAUCUGCCAAAAUGUAUUUCCAUUAUUAUGGGCAAUUGCUACACCAGCAGAACAUGCUACAAGAUUAUGUGAGGACAGGAACCUACUAUGCUGCAGUCAUUGAGAACCGUGCAGAUUUUUUUGGUCGCGUGGUGGUUGAUGUUGGUGCUGGUAGUGGUAUUUUGUCAUUAUUUGCUGCUCAGGCUGGUGCAAAACAUGUGUAUGCCAUUGAGGCAUCUGAAAUGGCAGAGUAUGCCCGGAAACUGAUUGCUGGAAACCCAUCACUUGGGGAAAGGAUAACAGUAAUAAAGGGUAAAGUUGAGGAAGUUGAAUUGCCAGAGAAAGCAGAUAUCCUGAUCUCUGAACCAAUGGGUACCUUGUUAGUCAAUGAAAGAAUGUUGGAGUCCUAUGUGAUUGCAAGAGAUCGGUUUCUUGGCCCAAAUGGAAAAAUGUUUCCUACAGUUGGAAGGAUACACAUGGCACCUUUUAGUGAUGAAUAUUUAUUUGUUGAAAUUGCGAAUAAGGCCCUCUUUUGGCAGCAACAAAGCUAUUAUGGAGUUGAUCUGACACCUUUGCAUGGAUCUGCAUUUGGGGGAUACUUUUCUCAGCCUGUUGUAGAUGCUUUUGAUCCAAGAUUAUUGGUGGCUCCUACAAUUUGUCAUGUUUUAGACUUUACUGAAAUAAAGGCUUUGUAUUCCAACUUAGGGUGCAUUGUUGGGUACUGUACUCCGGAAAGAAGUUUUGCUUCCAAAGCUUUUAGAUUUUUCCUUAUGAGUGACUCUUGCCCCUUUCUCCCUGAUGAAGUUACUGCCUUGACGUUUCUUGGUUCAACUCAUCAAAACUUCUCUCUUUUCUUUCUGCAGGAAGAGGAUUUAUAUGAAAUUGAUAUACCUUUGAAAUUCAUAGCCUCUGUAGGAACCAGAAUUCAUGGGCUGGCUUGCUGGUUCGAUGUUUUAUUUAAUGGGAGGCAAGUUUUUGUCCUGAUCUUUAUACCCUUAUUUUAUACUGUACAAAGAUGGCUUACAACUGCCCCUGGUGCGCCUACCACCCACUGGUACCAAUUACGUUGUGUUCUGUCUCAGCCACUCUAUGUGAUGGCAGGACAAGAAAUUACUGGCCAGCUCCGGAUGGUUGCCCACAAUGCUCAGAGUUACACUAUAUAUUUAACUUUGUCAGCUAAAAUGUGGGGCCCUGGUGCUGAACAAGGCGGAAUACUUCAGACAUCAUCAUGCAAACUCGACCUAAAAGAACCAUAUUACCGAAUGUCCCAACCACAAGCUUAUGCAAUGGCACAAGAUCAGCAACCACACCAGCUAAUACACUCACAGGAUAUACAAAUUCAAGCAACAGAUGAUUUAGAGGAGCCUGAGUUGAUACAACCACCACCUCAGAAUUUGGAAGGGCAGCUCCAAUAA